AACUGACAGAAAAUUGAUAACAUGAUGGAGAAAAUUAUAGAGAAAAUGGUUCUUUUCAAAAAAUAGUGAAAAUACUACAUUUUUGGUGAAUUCCCAUUUCAUAACGCACGCUGCAUCUGCAUUACUACACUACAAUGUAAUGUAACUUAUUUCUUGUUCAGUGUUACAUUUCCGACUGUUCGAAAUUAUUUUCUUAUUAUGAAUCGAAAAUGGAAUCGUGGUCACAAGAAUGAUCGUAAGACAAAAUCCAAAUUUGUAAAAUUCAACGAAGCAGUUGAACCUACUUGCGAGCCCCUCGAUUCCUCGAAUCCAUCGAAAGAAGAUGAUUGUGAUAGCGAUGGCGACGAAAAUGAUGUUGGUAAUAUCCCAUUUACCGUAGCGAUGUGGGAUCUGAAGCAUUGUGACCCGAAAAAAUGCACCGGACGAAAAUUAGAACGACUCAAGUUGAUCAAAUCUUUGAAAUUGGGUCAACGGUUCAGCGGUAUUGUUCUGUCGCCGAUGGGUGAAAAAUGCGUUUCUUACGAAGAUAGAGAAAUAAUACUGAAUCACGGUAUCGCUGUUGUGGAUUGUUCGUGGGCUAAGAUUGAUCAAACUCCAUUUUCGAAAAUGAAAUCACCUCACCCCAGAUUGUUACCUUUUCUAGUAGCGAGUAAUCCUAUCAAUUAUGGGAAACCUUGUCAAUUAUCUUGUGUCGAAGCCAUAGCCUCUGUGAUGUACAUUACUGGUUUUCACGAGUUCGCUGAUUAUUAUUUAGGCAAAUUCAAAUGGGGAAGCAGUUUUUAUUCUUUGAAUGAAGAUCUUCUAAAAAAGUACUCGGAAUGUUCCAAGAGCAGCGAAGUCGUACGAGUUCAAAAUGAAUACCUCAAAGAAGCGCAAGAUACUAAAUACGACAAUCGACAUGCCGUUCCUGAUUAUCCUGAUAGUAAUUCUUCUGACGAAAGUGAUUUGGACGAAAGUAAAGAAUCUGUGUCGGACGCUCGAUGAUUUUUCAUUUUCAAAAUACGAAUGUUAAUUUUGAACGCAUCCUAUAAAAGUCCAUCAAUGUUCGCCAGUUCGUCCUAAUAUCAUUAUUUUGAUUUUAUAAUAUUGUUGUCUUUAAAAUAUAACUCGAUGUAUUGAUACGUCGUGAAUUUCUAUGUGCUGAAGCGCAUCAGAAUUCUCUGUUGCAUUACCAAUCGUGCGAAUGAAUCGUCACAAUAUGUAACUUUGAGAGUAUGCCUAUCAUAGUUCUGUUCUAUGGAAAAAUAAAUUCUUACAAUCACAUUAA
Molecule: messenger RNA, 1267 nt
Organism: Planococcus citri (citrus mealybug)
Lineage: Eukaryota; Metazoa; Arthropoda; Insecta; Hemiptera; Pseudococcidae
Product: 18S rRNA aminocarboxypropyltransferase
Exons: 5
Coding region: 199-984 (261 amino acids)
Biological process (GO): maturation of SSU-rRNA
Molecular function (GO): rRNA small subunit aminocarboxypropyltransferase activity
Source: RefSeq, a predicted model, not a curated record